Messenger RNA from Moesziomyces antarcticus, 831 nucleotides. RefSeq lists its product as uncharacterized. NCBI's taxonomy places the organism in Eukaryota, Fungi, Basidiomycota, Ustilaginomycetes, Ustilaginales, Ustilaginaceae. The transcript is spliced from 2 exons. The record is from RefSeq and is a predicted model, not a curated record. The coding region runs from base 1 to 831 and encodes 276 amino acids.
AUGAACCUCCUCGGUGAGCUGGCGAGCAGCUCUUCGGCGCUGCUCUUUGGACCUCCAGCACCUGUGGCGAAAGAUCCACCGCCACCGCCGAAGCGCACAGCCAUGACUGCGUCGAGAAAAGCCGCGCUGCUCAAGCCGAACCUCGGGCUUGCCGAGCAAGCACAGGAAGGUACGAAGGAUGAGGCGCCGCUGCCGGUGAUACCAGAGACGGAGAAUAAGGCUGCAUCGGUGCUGGUGAGCACGGGCGCUUCGGCGCUCAGCUUCCUCGGCAGCACCGUGGUCAGUCUCACCUCGGCAGCCGCGUUGGCUCUCGUCUCGCCGCAUCCAGCCGCCGAAACCGGCAGCGCAAACACAGCAGCGCCAGGGGAGAAAGAAGGAGGCACGGUAUUGGGCACUCUAUCGUCGGCGGUGUUUUCAUCUGCUGCUUCGGUGCGCGAUAUGGUGCUCGGAUCAGCCGACGCCACCUCAACCAACGAUGCUGGAAAGGAUUCGGCGCCGCCGAGGGUGAAGCGCGCAUCGACGUUGCCCGUGCAGCUGACGGCGACGGGGGAGCCGUUCUCGGACGACCCGAGCGUAUCGGCCAUGCAGCGCAUCCCAGACCAUCCAUGCGGCCAUGUUGCGCACCACAAGCUCACGCACUGCUGCUCGGCACCUGCCAUCCCCACCACCGCAUGCACAUGCACAUGCUCCACCACCAAAGACCCACAGUGCGAAUGCGACUGCCACCUCAACGCCGCCAACGCACGUCGAGACUCGGGCCACUUUCACCGCGUCGAACAGCUGGUCAAGGGCACCAAACGGGUUGUGCGCGACAUCAGAAACGUCCUCUGA